Phalaenopsis equestris is the source of this 1980-nucleotide messenger RNA. RefSeq names its product endoglucanase 17-like. Gene Ontology annotation, molecular function: hydrolase activity, hydrolyzing O-glycosyl compounds. Gene Ontology annotation, biological process: carbohydrate metabolic process. Lineage: Eukaryota; Viridiplantae; Streptophyta; Magnoliopsida; Asparagales; Orchidaceae. The record is from RefSeq and is a predicted model, not a curated record. The coding region runs from base 137 to 1684 and encodes 515 amino acids. The transcript has 5 exons.
UCGCAGUGGUGACAAUAAUGGCAGAGCAGGAGAGAAGCAGGACUGCUAUUGCUAUAUAAAUUCAACUCCCUCUGCCUACUUGUCUACUCGCUCACGACCGUUAACUAAAGGUAGUUCAGUUGGUUAGAGGGCCAAAAUGGCUCUCUUGCUUUAUUCCUCGCCUUCCUCGCUCAUCUCCUUCUUCCACUGUCUUUCCCUGUUCUUCUUCAUCUACCUCAGCUCCUCCAUUGCCCUUGCCUUCCCUGUCCACCAACAAGAGCACCAUCCACACCACAUUGCAGCUACCCAUGACUACAGUGAUGCCCUCACCAAGUCUAUUCUUUUCUUUGAGGGUCAAAGGUCGGGAAAGCUUCCUCCAAACCAGAGGUUGAAAUGGAGGAGAGACUCUGGCCUUUCUGAUGGCACCGAGAUGCAAGUAGAUUUGGUUGGUGGUUACUAUGACGCAGGGGAUAACGUGAAGUUCGGAUUCCCCAUGGCUUUCACUGCUACCAUGCUCUCUUGGAGUGUGAUUGAGUUUGGUGGCAUGAUGAAGGCUGAGCUCCAAAACGCAAGGGAAGCCAUUCGAUGGGCUACUGAUUACCUCCUCAAGGCUACUGACCAUCCCAAUACUAUAUACGUUCAGGUGGGGGAUGCGAACAAAGACCAUGCUUGCUGGGAGAGACCAGAGGAUAUGGACACUCCAAGAACAGUUCUCAAGAUUGACGAAAGCAACCCCGGUUCCGAUGUCGCCGCCGAGACCUCCGCUGCUCUUGCCGCUGCUUCCAUUGUCUUCAGACGAGACGAUCCCAUUUACUCUCGAAUACUUAGAAAGAGAGCCAUCCAAGUGUUUGCAUUUGCUGACAAGUACAGGGGCCCUUACAGCAACGGAUUAAAGACCUUUGUUUGCCCCUUUUACUGCUCCUACUCCGGCUAUCAGGACGAACUGCUGUGGGGAGCCGCAUGGCUUCACAAGGCGACCAGGAACCCCGUUUAUUUGAACUACAUUCAAGCUAAUGGACAAAUCCUCGGCGCCGAUGAGUCUGACAACACCUUCGGCUGGGACAACAAGCACGUCGGAGCUCGUAUCCUUCUCUCUAAGGCAUUCCUUGUUCAAAACCUCAAAUCUCUCCACGACUACAAAGGCCACGCUGACAACUUUAUCUGCUCCCUUAUCCCGGGAGCCUCCUCACAAACCCAAUACACCCCAGGCGGCCUACUCUUCAAGAUGAGCGACAGCAACAUGCAGUAUGUCACAUCAACUUCCUUUCUCCUCCUCACCUACGCAAAAUACCUAACUUUCUCCUCCAAGUUGGUAACUUGCGGUGGAGCAACGGUCACCCCGCAUAAGCUUCGCGCAAUUGCUAAGCGACAAAUCGAUUAUCUCCUCGGCGAUAAUCCUCUGAGAAUGUCUUACAUGGUGGGGUACGGGUCGCGAUACCCUGAGAGAGUCCACCACAGGGGAUCCUCGCUGCCAUCAGUUGCAGAUCACCCACAACGCAUACCAUGCUCCGCGGGAUUCGCGGCACUGAGUUCGUCGGCGCCUAACCCGAACGUUCUCGUUGGCGCGGUUGUAGGCGGGCCCGAUGCUCAAGACCGUUUUCCUGACGAGCGGUCUGAUUAUGUGCAGUCGGAGCCGGCAACGUAUAUUAACGCUCCACUUGUUGGGGCUCUGGCUUACCUCGCUCAUUCAUCCGGUCAGCUUUGAUUUUGAGUUAUUUAGCCGUUAAGUUCUUGCUAACUAGUGUAGUUGGUUUAUGGUAAAUUGUCAAGUGGACCCCGGUGCGUCUAAAGCAAGGGCACGCGAGGGUUAUAUUGAUAAUUGUUGUGUGAAACCUUUAGUAUUGUUGUGCUUUAGUUUUAUUUUUUUAUUUUAGUGGCUAUGUGGGGCUUGUUUGUGUUGGCCUGCCUUUCGUAAACGUGUAGUGAAGCUGACUAAUGAGAGGGCUUCUUGUUUUGCUUAACAAAAUUACUGUUAAGAGACUAUCUUGGUGAUUCAGUUAG